CCCUCCCGUCCCGUCCCGUCCCGUCCGCCGUCUCCCCCCCGCCGCCAUGGACUGUUACACGGCCAACUGGAACCCGCUCGGCGAGGCGGCUUUCUACCGGAAGUCCGAGCUGUACAGCAUGGACUGGAACCUGACGGAGGAGCUGCGGGACUGUCUGAUGGCCGCCGCGCCCUAUGGGGGCCCCAUAGCGUUGCUAAGGAACCCGUGGAGGAAAGAGAAGUCCCCCAGCGGGAGGCCUGUGUUGGAGACGUACUCAGCAUCCGGAGUAGCGCUGGCCAGUAUGGUGUGGAAGAGUGGUCAGGUGGCCCAGCUGGGCUGGACGGCCAGUGAGGAGCUGCUGUGCGUGCAGGAGGACGGCUCUGUGCUCGUCUACGACCUCUUCUGUGACUUCAAACGGCACCUCAGCCUGGGCAAUGAGGUGCUGCAGAACCGGGUGCUGGAGGCCCGCGUGUUCCACUCCGAGUUUGGGUCCGGGAUCGCCGUCCUCACGGGAGCCCACCGCUUCACGCUGACCGCCAACGUGGACCACCUCACACUCCGCAGGAUGCCCGACGUCCCAGGGCUGCAGCAGUCACCGACCUGCUGGACCGUGUUGUCCCAGGACCGACUGACUCUGAUUCUGCUGGCAAUGGGGACGGACCUCUUCCUCCUGGACAACACAGUCUGCUCUCCGGUGACUCCAGCCGGUCUGGCCCCUGGGGCCGGCAGCGUCCUGCAGAUGGCCGUCUCCUUCAAUUACCGCUACCUGGCGCUGUUCACCGACUCCGGCCUCAUUUGGAUGGGCACAGCCUCACUCAAGGAAAAGCUGUGUGAAUUCAACUGCAGUAUCCGAGCCCCUCCGAAGCAGAUGUCCUGGUGCUGCCGUCCACGUAGUCAACAACGUGCGGUGGUCCUGGCCUGGGAGCGGCGCCUCAUGGUGGUAGGAGACGCGCCCGAGUCUAUCCAAUUCGUCCUGGAUGAGGACUCCUACCUGGUGCCUGAGCUGGACGGGGUCCGUAUCCUGGCCCGGACCCACCACGAGUUCCUGCAGGAGGUCCCCGGGGCCAGUGAGGAAAUCUUCAAGAUCGCCUCUAUGGCCCCCGGCGCUCUCCUCCUAGAGGCCCAGAGGGAGUACGAGAAGGAGAGCCAGAAGGCGGACGAGUACCUGCGGGAGAUCAGGGAGCAGGACCUGCUGGCCGACGCCGUCGAGCAGUGCAUCCAAGCGGCGGCCUGUGAACAGGAGCCUGCCAUCCAAAAAAGCCUGCUCAGGGCGGCUUCCUUCGGGAAGUGCUUCAUCGACAAGUUCCCGCCUGAGGGUUUCGUGCGGACCUGCCGGGACCUACGGGUGCUCAACGCCGUGAGGGACUACCAGAUCGGCAUCCCCCUCAGCUAUGCCCAGUACAAACAGCUCACCAUUGAGGUCCUGCUGGACAGACUGGUGUUGCGACGUCUGUACCCUCUGGCCAUCCGCAUUUGCGAGUACCUGCGGCUUCCGGAGUCUCAGGGUGCCAGCCGGGUGCUGGCCCAUUGGGCCUGCUACAAGGUGCAGCAGAAGGACAAGUCUGAUGAGGAGGUGGCUCGGGCCAUCAAUCAGAAGUUGGGGGACACCCCAGGCAUCUCCUAUUCCGAGAUCGCCGCCCGUGCAUGCCACUGCGGCCGCUCGGAGCUGGCCAUCAAGCUGCUGGAGUACGAGCCGCGCUCUGGGGAGCAGGUCCCACUGCUGCUCAGCAUGAAGAGAAGCAAACUGGCCCUGAGCAAAGCGCUCGAGAGCGGGGACAGCGAUCUGGUGUUCACGGUGGUGCUGCACCUCAAGAACGAGCUAAACCGUGGGGACUUCUUCAUGACAUUGCGCAGCCAGCCGGCCGCCCUCAGCCUCUAUCGCCAGUUCUGCAAGCACCAGGAGCUGGAAACUCUGCGUGAUCUGUACAACCAGGACGACAACCACCAGGAGCUCGGGGACUUCCAUGUCCGCGACAGCUACUCCGGCAGUGACAAGAGGAUUGAGGGGCGUGUGGCAGCUCUGCAGGCAGCAGCAGAUGAGUUCUCCAAGGCCAGAAAUGAGUUUGCAGCCAAGGCUACGGAGGAGCAGAUGAAGCUGCUGCGCCUGCAGCGUCGCCUGGAGGAGGAGGUGGGUGAGCGCUUCCUGGACCUGUCGCUUCACGACACCGUGUCCGCCCUCAUCCUGGCCGGCAGCCACAAGCGUGCCGACCACCUCGCCCGCGACUUCCGUAUCCCGGACAAGAGGUUCUGGUGGCUGAAGCUCACAGCCCUGGCCCAACGAGAAGACUGGGAAGAGUUGGAAAAGUUCUCCAAGAGCAAGAAAUCCCCCAUCGGCUAUCUGCCCUUCGUGGAAAUCUGCAUGAAGCACCACAACAAGUUUGAGGCCAAGAAGUUCGCUUUGCGUGUGAGUCCGGAGCAGAAGGUCAAGGCGGCCAUCCUCAUCGGGGACCUGGAACAAGCCGCAGAGGUGGCCCUGGAACACCGCAACGAGGCAGAGCUCAGCCUGGUCCUCUCCCGCUGCGACCCCACCCUGGCUGAGCGGAUUCAGCGGGCGCGGGCCCAGGCCCAGAAGAAGUGAGGCCCACGGCCGGCUGCUGGUCUGGGGUCGUUUCCCCCCGCCCCCCCACCCCAAGGAUCUCUUCUUCCCCGGUCAGCCCUGGGACUCCCUCAAGGGGAACCGGGGAUUGUGCCCCUCCCCGGCCCCACCCCCCAGCCCAAGGGCAAAGCGUGAAGGGGGUUGGCGGGGAGCUCUUGUAAAUAAAGUUUGGGUGCUCUGGU
Ornithorhynchus anatinus (platypus) is the source of this 2757-nucleotide messenger RNA. It is a transcript of the gene VPS16, whose product is annotated as VPS16 core subunit of CORVET and HOPS complexes. Gene Ontology annotation, biological process: vacuole fusion, non-autophagic; endosomal transport; intracellular protein transport. Gene Ontology annotation, cellular component: lysosomal membrane; endosome; HOPS complex. The record is from RefSeq and is a predicted model, not a curated record. Bases 47 to 2557 code for a protein of 836 amino acids. The transcript is spliced from 24 exons. Gene Ontology annotation, molecular function: actin binding. NCBI's taxonomy places the organism in Eukaryota, Metazoa, Chordata, Mammalia, Monotremata, Ornithorhynchidae.